Leptinotarsa decemlineata (Colorado potato beetle) is the source of this 1638-nucleotide messenger RNA. RefSeq names its product WD repeat-containing protein 18. Gene Ontology annotation, molecular function: protein binding. Gene Ontology annotation, biological process: rRNA processing; DNA-templated DNA replication. The record is from RefSeq and is a predicted model, not a curated record. NCBI's taxonomy places the organism in Eukaryota, Metazoa, Arthropoda, Insecta, Coleoptera, Chrysomelidae. Gene Ontology annotation, cellular component: nuclear pre-replicative complex; rixosome complex.
AAAUAAGGAAGUUGCAGGUUAGGUUUUAGGUUAAGGUUAUGUUCUCGUUUCACAUAUUUGCAUUUGCAUUCACAACAAAAAUAAAUUGAAUAUAUUUGACCAGAGAAAGAUAACAUAAAUAAAUAAAAUAACAUGACUUCCAAUGAGUAUUUGUUAACUUCCUCAGAAGCAUCCCAACAAUUUUCCAUUAGUUUGUGGGAUUACAAAACCAUUAAUGUUCAGAGAUAUUACAGAAAUGGAGGUGUAGUACAUACAAAGUGUUUGGGUAUAUUAGGACAAGAUUAUAUUUUGACUGCUGAACAAGGAAAGCCGCUUUUGCACGUUUGGCCUUUGAAUAGUCAGGACUUGGCUAAAAAUAUCAGGCUCAUCUUACCAGAACCAGCAACUUGCAUGGAUAUUUGUCCUCGCAGUGUCUAUUUGGCAGUUGGAAUCCAACGAAAAAUAUAUGUUUGGCACAUGUCAUCUGGAAAGUUAUUGUCACUUCAGGAAGGGAGUUAUCAGUCAAUAACUUGCAUAAAGUUUUCAAGUGAUGGAUAUUUCUUAUUGAUAGGAGGGAAUAAUGGAUCACUGAUCACUUAUAAUUUUAGCGAAAUGAUAAGGAUUACCAACAACUUUCUCUCUCAGUCAGAUAUUGGACAAGCUGAGCCUUGUUAUGAGAAAAAUGAUCACUCCAUGUCGAUUACAGAUAUACAUGUUGGUCAGUUUGGCAGAAAGGCUCGAUUUGCUACUGUAUCACAAGAUGGAACAUGUUUCAUUUACAGUCUGCUAAAAGGUGAACUACUGCUGAACUUGGUGUUUGGAGAUCAGUUAACUAGUGUAGUUUUUGACAAUCCAUGUUUGCAGUUGAUUGUAGGCACAGAACAUGGAGAUAUCAAGGCAUUUUAUUUAAACAACCCACCCAAAACUCUGUCAUAUCAUUUCGAUGAAAAAUCAGGAGUAUUGUUCAGGGGUCACCAGAAAAAGAUAGUGUGCAUGGCUGUUAAUCUUUCCCAAACAGUCUUAGCUUCUGGCAGUGAAGAUAAUUUCGUCAUCACUUGGGAUAUGAAGAGCGGAAAGAUUCUAAAAAAAAUUGAGCAUAAAGCUGUUAUCACAAACAUCAAGUUUGUGAUGGCUUUCAAGAAUUUUUCGACUGAAACCCUCAAGCCACAAAUAACAUCAAGAAACUUCACAGUUUCUAAAAUUCAAACUGAAGAUAUUGUAUUAAGCGAUGAGGAAACCUCAUCAACAAGUUGUAGCAGCAACGACUUGUUGAGAGAAAAUAGGGAUUUACGAAUUAGUAAUAUGCAGUUGUUCCAGGCUGCUAUGAAAAUAGCUAGAGAAUAUGGUUUUAAAAAUGUGGACACUUGAUCUGUGAAGAACGUGUAUUUUUUAAAAUGACUGAAGAAUUUCUUUUUGUGACUUACAUAGGUUUUAAAAUAUGAGUUAAAUCAAUGAAAAAUUCAUUGAAUGAUAUUAAUAAGUUAGAAAUAUGUAUUGAAGUUGAAGUAAAUACUGUUACAUAUUUUUUUCUCUCUGGAAUUACUUUGUGACAUAUGAAAUUGAACUCGUGCAUCUUUCAUGUAUGAAACUCAUUUAUGCUCUACUUUUGAAGUUAUCUCUUGAUGAGGGAAAAAUAUAAUCAUAACUACAAAUCCUAAA